Hypanus sabinus (Atlantic stingray) is the source of this 2780-nucleotide messenger RNA. RefSeq lists its product as uncharacterized. The coding region runs from base 1057 to 2643 and encodes 528 amino acids. The transcript is spliced from 2 exons. The record is from RefSeq and is a predicted model, not a curated record. NCBI's taxonomy places the organism in Eukaryota, Metazoa, Chordata, Chondrichthyes, Myliobatiformes, Dasyatidae.
GAGAGAGCGGUCAGGUCCUGUAUCGGAGAGAGUGCAGUCCGGUCCUAUAUCGGAGAGAGAGCACUCAGGUCCUCUAUCGGAGAGAGCAGUCAGGUCCUGUAUUGGAGAGAGCAGUGAGGUCCUCUAUCGGAGAGAGAGCAGUCAGGUUCUCUAUCAGAGAGAGAGAGCAGUCAGGUCCUCAAUCGGAGAGAGCAGUCAGGUCCUGUAUCGGAGAGAGAGAGCAGUCAGGUCCUCUGUCGGAGAGAGAGAGCAGUCAGGUCCUCUAUCGGAGAGAGCAGUCAGGUCCUCUAUCGGAGAGAGAGCAGUCAGGUCCUCUAUCGGAGAGAGAGAGCAGUCAGGUCCUCUGUCGGAGAGAGCGAGCUGUCAGGUCCUGUAUCGGAGAGAGAGAGAGCAGACAGGUCCUCUAUCAGAGAGAGAGCAGUAAGGUCCUCUGUUGGAGAGAGAGAGCAGUCAGGUCCUGUAUCGGAGAAAGAGCAGUCAGGUCCUGUAUCGGAGAGAGAGCAGUCAGGUCCUCUAUCGGAGAGAGAUAGCAGUCAGGUCCUGUAUCGGAGAGAGAGAGCAGUCAGGUCCUGUAUCGGCGAGAGAGAGCAGUCAGGUCCUGUAUCGGAGAGAGAGAGUAGUCAGGUCCUGUAUCGGAGAGAGAGAAGUCAGGUCCUGUAUAGGAGAGAGAGAGCAGUCAGGUCCUGUAUCGGAGAGAGCAGUCAGGUCCUGUAUAGGAGAGAGAGAGCAGUCAGGUCCUGUAUCGGAGAGUGAGAGCAGUCAGGUCCUCUAUCGGAGAGAGAGCAGUCAGGUCCUGUAUCGGAGAGAGAGCAGUCAGGUCUUGUAUAGGAGAGAGAGAGCAGUCAGGUCCUGUAUAGGAGAGAGAAAGAGCGGUCAGGUCCUCUAUCGGAGAGAGAGAGAGCAGUCAGGUCCUGUAUCGGAGAGAGAGAGCAGUCAGGUCCUGUAUCGGAGAGAGAGAGUAGUCAGGUCCUCUAUCGGAGAGAGAGCAGUCAGGUCCUGUAUCGGAAAGAGAGAGAGCAGUCAGGUCAUGUAUCGGAAAGAGAGAGCAGUCAGGUCAUGUAUCGGAGAGAGAGAGCAGUCAGGUCCUGUAUCGGAAAGAGAGAGAGCAGUCAGGUCAUGUAUCGGAAAGAGAGAGCAGUCAGGUCAUGUAUCGGAGAGAGAGAGCAGUCAGGUCCUGUAUCGGAGAGAGAGCAGUCAGGUCCUGUAUCGGAGAGAGAGAGCAGUCAGGUCCUGUAUAGGAGAGAGAGAGCAGUCAGGUCCUGUAUCGGAGAGAGAGAGCAGUCAGGUCCUCUAUCGGCGAGAGAGAGCAGUCAGGUCCUGUAUCGGAGAGAGAGAGUAGUCAGGUCCUGUAUCGGAGAGAGAGAAGUCAGGUCCUGUAUAGGAGAGAGAGAGCAGUCAGGUCCUGUAUCGGAGAGAGCAGUCAGGUCCUGUAUAGGAGAGAGAGAGCAGUCAGGUCCUGUAUCAGAGAGUGAGAGCAGUCAGGUCCUCUAUCGGAGAGAGAGCAGUCAGGUCCUGUAUCGGAGAGAGAGCAGUCAGGUCUUGUAUAGGAGAGAGAGAGCAGUCAGGUCCUGUAUAGGAGAGAGAAAGAGCGGUCAGGUCCUCUAUCGGAGAGAGAGAGAGCAGUCAGGUCCUGUAUCGGAGAGAGAGAGCAGUCAGGUCCUGUAUCGGAGAGAGAGAGCAGUCAGGUCCUCCAUCGGAGAGAGAGAGCAGUCAGGUCCUGUAUCGGAGAGAGCAGUCAGGUCCUCUAUCGGAGAGAGAGAGCAGUCAGGUCCUCUAUCGGAGAGAGCAGUCAGGUCCUGUAUCGGAGAGAGAGCAGUCUGGUCCUGUAUCGGAGAGAGAACAGUCAGGUCCUCAAUCGGAGAGAGAGCAGUCUGGUCCUGUAUCGGAGAGAGAGUGCAGUCAGGUCCUCUAUCGGAGAGAGAGCAGUCAGGUCCUCUAUCGGAGAGAGAGCAGUCAGGUCCUGUAUCGGAGAGAGAGAGCAGUCAGGUCCUCUAUCGGAGAGAGAGCAGUCAGGUCCUGUUUCGGAGAGAGAGCAGUCAGGUCCUGUAUCGGAGAGAGCAGUCAGGUCCUGUAUCGGAGAGAGAGAGCAGUCAGGUCCUGUAUCGGAGAGAGAGCAGUCAGGUCCUCUAUCGGAGAGAGAGAGCAGUCAGGUCCUGCAUCGGAGAGAGAGAGCAGUCAGGUCCUGUAUCGGAGAGACAGAGCAGUCAGGUCCUGUAUCGGAGAGAGUGCACUCAGGUCCUGUAUCGGAGAGAGAGCACUCAGGUCCUGUAUCGGAGAGAGAGAGAGCAGUCAGGUCCUGUAUCGGAGAGAGAGAGCAGUCAGGUCCUGUAUCGGAGAGAGAGAGCAGUCAGGUUCUGUAUCGGAGAGAGAGCAGUCAGGUCCUGUAUUGGAGAGAGAGCAGUCAGGUCCUGUAUCGGAGAGAGAGAGCAGUCAGGUCCUGUAUCGGAGAGAGAGAGCAGUCAGGUCCUGUAUCGGAGAGAGAGCAGUCAGGUCCUGUAUCGGAGAGAGAGCAGUCAUGUCCUCUAUUGGAGAGAGAGAGCAGUCAGGUCCUCUAUCGGAGAGAGAGCAGUCAGGUCCUGUAUCGGAGAGAGCGCAGUCAGGUCCUGUAUCGGAGAGAGAGAGCAGUCAGUUCCUCUAUCUUAGAGAGAGCAGUCAGGUCAUCUGUCGGAGAGAGAGCAGUCAGGUCCUCAGUCGGAGAGAGAGCAGUCAGGUCCUCUGUCGGAGAGAGAGCAGUCAGGUCCUGUAUCGGAGAGAGAGCAGUCAUAUCCUCUAUUGGAGAG